AUGACGGGCCCCCCCGGCAAGGAUGGGAUCUGCUGGCGGGUACGGCAGCUCUACAGAGACACAGGAGUCGCGGGGCAUUUCCUGCUCCAAGCCCGAGGUGCCCGUGGGCCGGUAGACGUGGUCGUCGGGGAGACAGACUACCGAGGCUUCGCCAUCCUGUACCUGGAGCGGGCGCGGCAGCUGUCGGUGAAGCUGUACGCCCGCUCACUCCCCCCGAGUGACGCGGCCCUGAGUGCAUUCGAGCAACGGAUCCAGAGGGUCAACCUGACCGAGGACCAGAUCUUGUUCUUCCCCAAGUAUGGUUUCUGCGAGGCCGCAGACCAGUUCCACGUCCUGGAUGAAGUGAGGAGGUGAGUCCAGGGGGCAGCCCUGAACUCGGAAGGAGUGAAGACCCUGAAGGUGAUGGCCCCCGCUGCCCCGUUC
Messenger RNA from Puma concolor (puma), 423 nucleotides. The record is from RefSeq and is a predicted model, not a curated record. Lineage: Eukaryota; Metazoa; Chordata; Mammalia; Carnivora; Felidae.